ACUUGGGUACGUGUAUUACAACGGCAAGAGUGCCAGCACCAACAAAAGAUUAUUGGACUGCUCCUCUGUUUCACCAAGCAUACUAAUCUUACAACACAAAGUAUGCCAAGUGCCUCUAUGUGACAUCACCACCAGCUGAUCACGCACAAGAGAAAAAUAAUUAGACUAGAGUGUUAUCUUUUCUUGAGAAGCUGGGAUUGAAGGAGCUGUUUUGAGAUCUGUGCUGCUAGUAAGUGACUGGAUUGGUCCCUGAGUUCAGAGACUGAGUUGCAAGUGAAUGAAAAAUAGACAACGAAAUCUUGAAGAAUUGCACUGAAGUGCAAGCCAGAUUUAACCCUCUUCAAGUAAUACUGUUUGAACUGAGAAAUUGCUAAGCCAAACCUGUUACAGGACUGAUUAUUUGGGUAUCUCUGUCAUUGUUACCUCUUGCUGUUACAUUGUUCCUUGUUCUCUCUUUCUAAGUCCAGAUGUUCUCUGAUAAUUCACAUUGCCCUGACUGUGGGCAACAGUGGUUCCCUAGUUUAGAACUAGGCCAUUGGUUAUACCAAACUGAACUUGUUGAAAAUGAAUGUUACCAGGUCUUCUUAGACCGUAUUAAUAGGGCUGAUUAUUGCCCUGAAUGCUAUCCUGAUAAUCCUGCCAAUAGAAGCCUUGUUCUUCCUUGGUCUUUCCCACUUGAAUGGGCUCCCCAAAAUCUCACCAGGUGGACCUUUGAAAAAGCUUGUCAUCCAUUUCUUCUGGGUCCUCCACUGGUUAGAAAAAGGAUCCAUGAUUCCAGAGUAGCUGGUUUUAACCCGGCUUUACAGUUAAUCUUGACCAGAACAGAUAAAACCUUAAAUAAGAAACUUGGCCAAAACAAGUAACUUCUUAACAGUCAGAAUCAUGGAGACUGUAAAGGAUUUGUGUUAGUAGCUCAGAGAAUAUGAAAUAAGAAUUCAUUUAUAUUUUAUCUUUCUCUUGCUCUUUUUUUUCUCUCUCUCUCUCUCUCUCUCGUGUGUGUGUGUGUGUG
Messenger RNA from Dipodomys spectabilis (banner-tailed kangaroo rat), 1009 nucleotides. Its product is annotated as torsin-1A-interacting protein 2. Lineage: Eukaryota; Metazoa; Chordata; Mammalia; Rodentia; Heteromyidae. The transcript has a single exon. The record is from RefSeq and is a predicted model, not a curated record. The coding region runs from base 468 to 863 and encodes 131 amino acids.